AUGAUAGGAACAAGUGAUCCGGCUCCACAGGGUCAGCUUCGCGCGUUUCUCAGUUAUCAGCACUGCAGAACAGCUUUAGAUCUGAAAACAGGUAAAACCUACCUGAUCAUGGGCUCCUCAGCUGAUAUCCGCAAGGACGAAGACAGUACCAUGUAUCUGCUUGGGGAGAAUACCUGGGUCGAGUACUGGCCCACGAGUCAAGAGUGUAAGAUUCCCGACUCAGAGUUCCGACCUGUUUGUACGGGAAUGGAGGAGCUGGUCAACCAGUUUGAAAUCUUUGGAUGUCAGAUGAAGAGAAAAUGA
Messenger RNA from Menidia menidia (Atlantic silverside), 303 nucleotides. Lineage: Eukaryota; Metazoa; Chordata; Actinopteri; Atheriniformes; Atherinopsidae. The record is from the annotation of a GenBank genome assembly.